Messenger RNA from Triticum dicoccoides, 1878 nucleotides. RefSeq lists its product as uncharacterized. Gene Ontology annotation, cellular component: membrane. The coding region runs from base 420 to 1616 and encodes 398 amino acids. Lineage: Eukaryota; Viridiplantae; Streptophyta; Magnoliopsida; Poales; Poaceae. The transcript has 8 exons. The record is from RefSeq and is a predicted model, not a curated record.
CCCGCCACCCCGACUCUCCCGCGGCAACGCCUGAAAUACCCCGCCCCAGCGCCCGAUCCCGCGAGAAAACUCGCCACCCGUCGCUUGGGCUUGACUCCUCGUCUGCCUCGGAUCGAGUAGAAACUUCCGGUGGUAGGUCGCCCCGGCUUUACCCCACCGGCCACCACCCCCGCCCCGCCCCCAAAACUGUUCUCCUCCUCCGCCUCGUGGAAGCCGACUCUCUUUCCGUGGGGAGCGAAGCGGGGCGGGCGAUGAGGCCGGGGGCGCCAACGCGGAGCUCACCCACCCAGUCCACCGCAAGCAUGUGGCCGGGCAGGUGAACUCCACUCCCCCGCUCUCCCCACGCGCCGCGCGGUUAAAUUGCUCGCCUCCUCCACCCCGCAGACCGCAGCAGGAGAGGCCGAUCGAGCCGCGGCGGCAUGGGUCCCAACCUCAAGUACCGGGCUGGGCUCGUCCUCAUCGUCGCCGUCGUGCUCAUAUGGGUCACCUCCGCCGAGGUCACGCAGGGGAUUUUCGCUAACUACAAGCAACCAUUCGCAAUUACUUACUUGGGGGCCUCCCUUAUGGUGAUCUACAUCCCGUUGGCAUUUCUGAAGGAUUUUAUAUACAGAUUGCUGAGAAGGAAUUCUGGAAGCAGCAAGGCCUCAAAAAUCGCGAGCAAAUCUUCAUUUGGCGGUAGCGCUCCUCUGAAGAAUGGUGAAUUUCAGAAGAUGCUGGAAAUGGAACCACAGAAAACCGUGGUGAUAAAAAUUACUGAUGUGGACAUUCCUGUACUAGAAGAGACGAAACCACUCAUCUGUGGAAUUGGUGAAUGUGAGGGUGGGGUUUUGAAGGAGCAACAGCUUUCCACCAAGGAGAUUGCAAUUUAUGGGUUGUAUCUUUGUCCCAUAUGGUUUGUCACAGAGUAUUUGUCAAAUGCGGCACUUGCAAGAACCAGUGUGGCAAGCACUACUGUACUAUCUUCAACUUCGGGACUCUUCACCCUUUUCAUUGGUGUGCUACUGGGCCAAGAUUCCAUAAAUGCUGCCAAAGUUAUUGCUGUUUUUGUUAGCAUGGCUGGUGUGGCAAUGACAACUAUGGGCCAGACUUGGGCAACAGAUGAAUCAGAAGUAAGCAAUUCAGGGGCCACACAGAGGACUCUUCUAGGAGACAUGUUUGGUCUUAUGUCAGCUAUGUCAUAUGGUCUAUUCACAGUGCUUCUCAAAAAGUUUGCUGGAGGAGAAGGAUCAGAAAAGGUUGAUGUCCAAAAACUGUUUGGUUUUCUCGGACUUUUCAGUCUUUGUCUUCUCUGGUGGCUUGUGUGGCCAUUAACUGCACUUGGCAUUGAGCCAAAGUUUACAAUGCCCCACUCAGCUAAAGUGGAUGAAGUGGUGCUGGCAAACGGCCUUAUUGGGAGUGUGCUAUCAGACUACUUUUGGGCUCUUUCCGUGGUUUGGACUAAUCCCUUGGUGGCCACGUUAGGCAUGUCGCUCACAAUUCCACUAGCGAUGGUUGCUGACAUGGUCAUCCACGGCCGACAUUAUUCAGCAGUCUACAUUUUUGGCUCUGUCCAGGUAUUUUCUGGGUUCGUCAUCGCCAAUCUUGCCGACCGCGUUUCACGUUUCUUAGGUCUAUAGUCGUGAAAUGUACAAGGUUGAAUCGGAGUGUACAUCUGGAAGGUUGGGUAGGGUUAGUAACGAAGUGUACAUUGGGUGUUUGGGUUAGUUAGUUAUAAGGACAGCUCUGUCUUCUCUGUAAAUCAUAAGGAUGGGGGAAAUGGCACUGCAGCUCUGUUUCCUUUUUACCUUCGGCCCCCUUUACACGCAGGAAUGGAUAAUUUUGGUGUGGUGGAAUUGAAACAGUGAAAGCUUAGCAUACGUAAGGAACAUUAUGAAUUUA